Molecule: messenger RNA, 480 nt
Organism: Mesorhabditis belari
Lineage: Eukaryota; Metazoa; Nematoda; Chromadorea; Rhabditida; Rhabditidae
Source: the annotation of a GenBank genome assembly
AUGAGCAAUCGGGCGGUGGCUGUUUUGAGGGGAGAUGUCGGCGUUGAAGGAGUUGUUUGGUUUAAACAGGAUCAUGAAAAUGAGCCAGUGAAAAUCGAGGGCUCAAUCUCGGGGCUAAGUCCGGGAAAACAUGGAUUCCACGUGCACGUAUAUGGAGACUCAACGAAAGGCUGUGAAUCAGCCGGCCCACAUUUCAAUCCAUUCAAUAAAACGCAUGGAUCACAAGAGGAUGAAAAUCGUCAUGUUGGUGAUCUUGGCAACGUGGAGGCGAAUGAGAAUGGUUAUGCAAAGUUUGUGAUCACUGACAAUAUGAUCAAACUUCAUGGACCAAAUUCAGUCAUUGGACGAUCGAUGGUGGUGCACGUAGGGGAAGAUGAUUUGGGAAAAGGCCAAGGUGAGAAAGCGGAGGAAUCGCUGAAGACGGGGAAUGCGGGAGCGCGAGCCGCUUGUGGUGUCAUCGCUCUGGCUGCACCACAAGAU